UCAGAAAUUUUCCUUAUCCUGGUAGUAGUACUCCAUAUAUCACAGUGAAGCACAGCUUUCUCAUCUCUCUAUCUCUUUCUCUCUCUUCAUUUUUGAACUCCAAAAUGCUUUCAAUGGCGGUUCAACCUAACAUCAACGCCAUUGCUAAACCUUCAAUAUACCAGUCUCCGAAACUAUCUCUUAAACCCUUCAAAACUCCCGCCUUCGCAAACCCAAAACCCUUCUUUUCUUCACCAUCAUUUUCUCAAUUGAAGAAGAAGAACAAUUGGAGCCUUUUUGUUGCCCCUGAAACUAUUUCUGAUGUCGCAAUCAUGGGAAAUGAGGUAGACAUUGAUGAUGACUUGCUUGUCAACAAAGAGAAGCUCAAAGUGUUGGUGAAACCAAUGGAUAAACCAAGGCUAGUAUUGAAGUUCAUAUGGAUGGAGAAAAACAUAGGUCUAGCCCUAGACCAAACCAUACCUGGUCAUGGUACAGUACCACUAAGUCCUUACUACUUUUGGCCUCGUAAAGAUGCUUGGGAAGAACUCAAAGUAUUGCUUGAGAAUAAGCCAUGGAUAUCCCAGAAACAAAUGAUUAUUCUUCUUAAUCAAGCCACUGAUAUCAUCAACUUGUGGCAACAAAGUGGUGGUAAUCUUGCAUCUUAGAAUGCUUCUUAUGUUGUAUUUCAUUGUAUUUUGUAGGAGAUCUCUCUCGCUUUUGUCAACUAGAAAAACUGUUACUUCAUUGUCAUAUCCAGUUGAUUGAACGAACAUAAACAUGUCAUAUUACUUUGAAUUUAUGUAUCUAUUUUCUGAGGUUCAAUUUA
Messenger RNA from Spinacia oleracea (spinach), 805 nucleotides. The record is from RefSeq and is a predicted model, not a curated record. Lineage: Eukaryota; Viridiplantae; Streptophyta; Magnoliopsida; Caryophyllales; Amaranthaceae.